AUACGACCGGAAUCCAGUCCCAGGGUCGCCCAUUUGUGCUGUCGUUGUAUCGGUCCAGGAGGAAGAGGGGGACACGAAGGAAGAGAGCGGGGUCUUUUGAAAAUCGGCUUCGGUUAUACCAUCACACGAAUAUCGGCGACAGUCGUACGCGCUCACGAUCGUAGUACGGAGGUCUCGUUCGUCAUCUCGGGAUUUUUCUCCGCUCGAGCAAAUUUUCUGAAUCGUCGCUCUCCUCGCGGUCGAUAUUUCCGAGAAGAAAUUAUAUCGUAAGAGAGAAAGAGUGAUUGCAUCCCAAAGAGAGACAUACAAUUUUAAAAGAAGUAGAACGAGACAAAAAAAGACAGAGAAAGAGAAAGAAAAAAGACAAGUGUAUCAAGUGACGCGCACGGAUUACUUGCUUCAAGCAAUAUGGAGCUCAAGGGUCUCAACGGCCGGCUAGCGUUCGCUAUCGCGGCAGCCGCUCUCGGCUCGUCGUUUCAGCAUGGAUACAACACCGGGGUAGUUAAUGCACCUCAACAGCUUAUCGAGGACUGGAUCAAAGACCUGAAGACGAAUCGCACGGGUGUCCCAACGGAAAAGACGGAGGUGACGUUAAUCUGGUCGUUGGCGGUAUCGAUAUUCUGCGUCGGUGGAAUGAUAGGUGGUUCUCUGGUGGGCUGGGUGGCGGACCGCUUCGGUAGAAAGGGCGGUCUGCUGUUGAACAACAUCCUGGUCCUCCUGACUGUGAUUUUCGAGGGUAGCGCCAAGGCGGCGAAGAGCUACGAAAUGAUAAUCGUCGGCAGGUUCCUGAUCGGUAUAAACUCCGGGCUGAACGCUGGCCUGGCGCCGAUGUAUCUGGCCGAAAUUUCGCCCGUGCAUCUGCGCGGUGCCGUGGGCACGGUCUAUCAGCUUGUCAUCACCAUCUCGAUUCUGGUAUCGCAGAUCCUCGGCCUGGAGCAAAUCCUCGGUACCGCCGAGCAAUGGCCGUUACUGCUGUGUCUAACGAUCGUACCAGCGAUCUUCCAGAUGUGCACGUUGCCUUUCUGCCCCGAGAGUCCCAAAUACCUGUUGCUUAACCGCGGCAAAGAUAUGGAUGCGCAAAGAGGGCUAUCCUGGUUGCGCGGUACGAUCGAAGUUCACGACGAAAUGGAAGAGAUGCGGGCAGAGUACGAAUCGGUGAAACUGGUGCCGAAGGUCACUCUACGUGAGCUGUUUGUAAAUCCAACGCUUCGCAUUCCACUAUUCAUCUCAAUCAUGAUUAUGUUCGCCCAGCAACUAUCCGGCAUAAACGCCGUCAUGUUUUUCUCAACGAAAAUCUUCAGGAUGGCGCAGCUCGACAAGAAUGCCGCCCAAAACGCCACGAUGGGAGUCGGCGCGAUGAACGUCUUAAUGACCAUCAUCUCUUUGGUGUUGGUAGAGAAGGCAGGCAGAAAAACGCUACUCUUGGUCGGAUUCUCCGGCAUGUUCGUGGAUACCGUCUUACUCGCCAUUUGUCUCGUAUUCGCUGAAACGUCGCAGGCAGCAGCGUAUUUCUCGAUCGUGCUUGUCAUCAUGUUCGUCGUCCUCUUCGCCACUGGACCGGGAAGUAUUCCGUGGUUCCUGGUGUCAGAGUUGUUCAGUCAAUCCGCCCGACCAUCCGCUACCUCCAUCGCCAUCGCCGUCAACUGGACCGCGAACUUCAUCGUUAGCAUCGGCUUCUUGCCGCUGCAGGAAGUGCUAGGCGCUUACGUGUUCAUCAUCUUUGCGGUGCUGCAGUUGUUCUUCACGAUAUUCAUAUACAAGAAAGUACCGGAGACGAAGAACAAAACCAUAGAGGAGAUCAGCAGCAUGUUCAGACAAAGAUCGUAUGAAUGAAGAAUAUAGUCCAAAUGGGUAAAAUAUUUUUCAAGAACAAAGUCGGCACGAUGACCGUAUGAACGAUGACUGCGUUCGUUCUCUUUGUCUUUCUCUGUCUGUGUCGAGAAAUUCAGCGUUUGGUCUGGCAAAAGUGGCACGCUAUUCUAUGGUCUAUCAACGCGCUUCCAAUAUUCUGUCCGUACGCAAAUAUCAAAGUUCAUCGAAAGGAUACUCGGUGAAUAUUUGUGUGUAACCGCGAUGUGUGCUGCAAUGUAUUCGGCGUAGUUAUAACCCGCAAUCGUGCCAAUCUAUAGAAAUCCGGGAAUCUUAAUUUUUUGUUAUAUAAUUAUUUUAACUUUUUAGCGUGUUUUGUUCUUAGUUUCUUUAACUCAGAAACUCCGUUCCAAGUCGAGCUGCACGAACGCGCGCACAUUUCGCCCUGGGCCCUUUAUUAAGUUAUGUAAACUUCAUAUCAGUUCCUAUGUUGCAUCCAGCGAAGAAAGUUAUGGGAAGAAGAAUAAUUGAAAUGGCGCGAAACAGCUUAGGAAACAUGAUUCUUUUAUAAAGUCUUUUCGAACAAUAAUGUACGCCAUUACCUGUACGAAUAAUUACAGUUCUAGUCAUGAAAAGACCCGUGGACGGAGUAUAAUGUUGGAAGAAUCUUAUGCGCUGGCUGAUUUUAUUUUUAUUACCGAACCUCCGAUUCGUUUUACAUCGACAGAUCCGUAUCGCUUCGCUAAACGAAUUUUUAACGCGGUAUGGCGCGAAGUUGUAUACUAUAUUUUAAAUCAAUAAUCAAUAAUCGAGUACAAUUGGGCUAGUUUUUAUAGAACAUAGCAGUUUUAUAAUAGCGGCGUGAAAAACUUGCGUUCCCACUACUGAAUAAUCGCAUCGCAUUACUGUCUAAAGAAAUUAAAAAAAAUAGAAACGCGAUUAUGUCGAUUAGUGAAGAGGGUAUCAAUUGCCUUUUUAUGAGAUAUAAUUUGUAAUAGAAAUUUAAAGAAUAUUUUAUUAUACGUAAACCGAGAUGUAAGUUUUAUUCGAACGAGUAUGGAAAGAAUGCUGUUAGGAUAAUUGUAAAUAUAAAAAUAUAUAAAGACUAGUAUUGUGCAUAGAGCGUAGGAAAUAAUUAUAUUUAUGUAUGCAUGUAGAUUUGAUUAAUGUUUAAGAAUGUAUAUCAACGUUGUCAUAUUUUUUAAUUAUUUAGAUUAAUUUCAAUUUGUGUAUACAUAAACGUAAAAGAAAACAUACUAAAUGUAACUCAGGAACUUAGCUGAUCGUUAUCUCGUAAAUAGCAGGUGCAGGAUACAAUGUUUUAUAUUUGACGCUGUGUCCGUGCCUCUCAAGGAAUACUCAUUUAUGUAAUAACCGUUUAAACGGAUUUAUUGUAGAAAACAGAAGGCAUCUAAGUUUAUGAUAAUAACGUUAAAUAAAUCACCGAUUUUUAUCUA
This is a messenger RNA of Temnothorax curvispinosus, 3266 nucleotides long. RefSeq names its product solute carrier family 2, facilitated glucose transporter member 1-like. Gene Ontology annotation, cellular component: membrane. Gene Ontology annotation, biological process: monosaccharide transmembrane transport. The record is from RefSeq and is a predicted model, not a curated record. Bases 409 to 1833 code for a protein of 474 amino acids. NCBI's taxonomy places the organism in Eukaryota, Metazoa, Arthropoda, Insecta, Hymenoptera, Formicidae. The transcript is spliced from 5 exons. Gene Ontology annotation, molecular function: hexose transmembrane transporter activity.